Messenger RNA from Vittaforma corneae ATCC 50505, 699 nucleotides. RefSeq lists its product as uncharacterized. The record is from RefSeq and is a predicted model, not a curated record. The transcript has a single exon. Lineage: Eukaryota; Fungi; Microsporidia; Nosematidae. The coding region runs from base 1 to 699 and encodes 232 amino acids.
AUGAUGCUGCUUCACAUGAUUCAAUUUAUUGGAAUUGUUAGGUCGGGUGGAAGUGUGCAAGGGCCACAACUUGGAAUGAUGCCUCCUUUUCAUCCUGUACCUCAGGCCAAGCAACCACAAAUAGGAAAGCCUCUUGGUGCUAAUGGAGUCAACAACAAUGCAUUGAAAUACUCUAACGUUGAUCUAAGCAAGAGUAACAAUGUGGAUUUCGUUAACACUGUUGAUUGGAAGAAUCCCGCAUUCGCUGAAUUCUUGAAUUCAAACAAAGACGUCGCCGAUCUAAUCAACCAGAUAGUAAAUUCCUUCAGUAUUGCAUCUCUGGAUACUAUUGGAGGCAGUAUGAUGCUUAGUCUUCCAGAUCCUGAAAUCUUAAAGAAGCAGGUUGAAAAUGCAGUAGCACUUAACUCGUCACUAAAGACCUAUGUCCGGGUAAUUCUACAGAAAAUAGAAAAGUAUUUGUCAAGAAAUGCGAUUUUGCUUACCGAGUUGGUAAUAGCUCUUAAAGAUAAAAAAGAAGAGCUUGAAAGUCUAUGGGGCGAAAUCCAGGAUCGUGAUAGCCAAAAUAUGACAAGAUUGAAGGGAAUGCAGAUCAAUAGCUAUUUGGAAGCAGCCGACGGGGCUCCCAAGAUAAUAGAAGACUUUAAGAGAAAUGAGCAGUGGAGAGAAAAAAUCAUUGCACUUCUUAACGGUACACAUUAA